AACUCCCAAAAUAUAAUAAUCAGAUUAGAGUCCGCUUUUCAAAGUUGUCUCCUUUAUGAUGAAACAAAAACAAAACAACCCCACUUGAUAAUAUGAUGAUGAUCCCUCUUCUCCUCCUAUAAAAAGCAAACCUUUGUUCCUCAAAUCAAUUCCAUCACAUCUUUGUUUGUUUGGGUCUGUUUUCUCUGUUUCUGAUUUUUUUGAUUAGUCGUCUGAAUGUGUUUGAUUAUGGAUUCGGAGGAUGAUCACCACAACAACAACAACAACGACGGUACUGAUGUUUUAUCGCCGCCGUUUAACUUUUCCAUGGUUGAAGAUGGUAUUUACCGAUCUGGGCUUCCUCGACCUGAUAAUUUCACUUUCCUCGAUACCCUAAACCUUCGUUCCAUCAUUUAUCUUUGUCCUGAACCAUACCCAGAGGAGAAUCUCAAGUUUCUUGAGGCUAACAACAUUAAGCUUUUCCAAUUUGGUAUCGAAGGCAAAACGGAUCCUCCUACUCCUAUGCCAAAAGAUACGGUUUUGGAUGCUCUCAAAGUCUUAGUUGAUGUAAGAAACCAUCCAAUUCUCAUUCAUUGCAAACGUGGAAAGCAUAGGACAGGUUGUCUAGUGGGAUGCUUAAGAAAAGUUCAGAGCUGGUGUUUAUCAUCGGUGCUCGAGGAAUACCAGAAGAACGCGGGUUUAAAGUGGAGACAAAGGGACUUGAAUUUUAUAGAGGCGUUUGAUAUAGUGAGCUUGAGAAAGUGUCUCUUGAGCAUCAUGUAUCGCUAUCACGGUUAUGGAUUCAAGAGGAGAAGGUUAGCGUAUGAAGAAGAAAAGGUCCAGACACCAAAACCGCAGGCUACUAAAGUUUAAAAAAGAGAGCAACCAAAAUGCUGCGAUAUGUCUCAAUAUUGAUCGCUGGAUGAUUCUUGUAGGUGGAUAAGAUUUUAGUUUAUCCCAAAAUUCACAAGUUUGAUUUGGUUUUACAAGAAAUCGAAAUGUACAGGUAGGGUUUAUUCUUGAUUUGCAGAAGGGGUCAUUUUGUACUCGAUGAUGACAAAUAAUGCUUAUGUUGCUUCAUUUUUUUUAAUUGCAUUGUCAACUGGUAAAAGUUGCUUUA
This is a messenger RNA of Camelina sativa (false flax), 1099 nucleotides long. RefSeq names its product inositol diphosphatase DSP3. The record is from RefSeq and is a predicted model, not a curated record. Gene Ontology annotation, molecular function: phosphatase activity. Gene Ontology annotation, biological process: protein dephosphorylation. Gene Ontology annotation, cellular component: cytoplasm. NCBI's taxonomy places the organism in Eukaryota, Viridiplantae, Streptophyta, Magnoliopsida, Brassicales, Brassicaceae.